AUGGGGACUCAAUUGGAUCUUAGUACCGCUUUUUACCAAAAGACUGAUGGUCAGUCUGAGCAGACCAUUCAGUUCUUACCUUUGGAGGAUUUUGCGUACAACAACAUCUAUCACUCGAGUAGUGAUAUGGAUCUUUUCGAGGCCAUAUAUGGGAGGAGAUGCCGAUCUCCGAUUGGCCGAUUUGUUGCUUUUGAGGUAAUACCUUGGGAUACCGAUCGGCUGAGAGAGUCAGUGGUUAAGGUGAAGUUUAUUCAAGAAAAGCUCUUGGUGGCCCAAAGUAGGAAAAAGGCAUAUGCCGAUCGAAAGGUUCGUGAUUUAGAGUUUAUGGUUGGUGACCACGUUCUAUUGAAGGUUUCACCAAUGAAAGGUGUGCUGAGAUUCGGGAAGAAGGUCAAGUUAAGCCCGAGGUUCAUUGGCCUAUAUGAGAUCCUUCGUCGUGUUGGAAAGGUAGCUUAUGAGUUGGCGUCACCUCCGAGUUUGUCGGGUGUUCACCCGGUGUUUCAUGUGUCGAUGCAGAAGAAAUACCAUUUAGACGGGUCUUAUAUCAUCUAG
This is a messenger RNA of Lycium barbarum (goji berry), 552 nucleotides long. RefSeq lists its product as uncharacterized. The record is from RefSeq and is a predicted model, not a curated record. Bases 1 to 552 code for a protein of 183 amino acids. The transcript has 2 exons. NCBI's taxonomy places the organism in Eukaryota, Viridiplantae, Streptophyta, Magnoliopsida, Solanales, Solanaceae.